GGUCUUUGGCUGUCACCCAGCUCGGUCUUUCCACACCCAGCUGGGGCAAGCCUGACCCUGCCACAGGGAUGAGGGGUCCCCGGCAGAGAUGACAGUGCUGGCGCCAGCCUGGAGCCCAAAUUCCUCCCUGUUGCUGCUCUUGCUGCUGCUGAGCCCUUGCCUGCGGGGAACACCUGACUGUUACUUCAGCCACAGUCCCAUCUCAUCCAACUUCCACACGAGGAUUAACGAGUUGACUGACUACCUGCUUAAAGAUUACCCAGUCACUGUGGCCGUCAACCUUCAGGACGAGAAACACUGCAAGGCCUUGUGGAGCCUCUUCCUGGCCCAUCGCUGGAUAGAGCAACUGAAGACUGUGGCAGGGUCUAAAAUGCAAAAGCUUCUGGAGGGUGUCAAUACGGAGAUACAUUUUGUCACCUGGUGUACCUUCCAGCCCCUACCAGAAUGUCUUCGAUUCGUCCAGACCAACAUCUCCCACCUCCUGCAGGACACCUGCACACAGCUGUUCACUCUGAAGCCCUGUAUCGGGAAGGCCUGCCAGAAUUUCUCUCGGUGCCUGGAGGUGCAGUGCCAGCCGGACUCCUCCACCCUGCUGCCCCCAAGGAGUCCUGUAGCCCUAGAAGCCACCAAGCUUCCAGAGCCUCCAUCUAGGCAGCUGCUGCUCCUGCUGCUGCUGCCUCUCAUACUGCUGCUGCUGGCAGCCGCCUGGGGCCUUCGCUGGCAAAGGGCAAGAAGGAGGGUGGAACUCCGCCCUGGGGUGCCCCUCCCCUCCCAUCCCUAGGAUGUGAGCCUUGUGCAUCGUUGACUCAGCCAGGGUCUAUCUCGGUGAGUCUUCCACUUAUACUGCAGCCUGGAAUGGCCAGGCUUGGGGAGGGGGGGUGAAGAGUCAGUCCAAGAUUUGGGAGGCUGUCUUACUAUUUCUCAUAAGAGGGGCCAGGAUUCAGAGGAGUGGUGUGUAUCAGGGGCAGGACAGUCUUUGUGACAAAGCUCAGGGGGUUCUGUAGCUCCCACAAUCUCAAGGCUGUGGAGAGCUGGGAAAGCUUGUGAGGGGAGUCUGCUGUGAGCACCAGUAAGGAGGCAGAAGGUGUGUCCCUGGAGCACCUGUAUUUUAGAAUGCAAUGUAUUUUACACUUGUAAUACCUCUCAUGUGGAGGUUACAUCUGUAAUCCCAGCUCUUGGGAGCUCAGAGCAGGAGGAUUGCUGAACUGUCUGGCUACCCUCAGCUACAAGGUGAGUUCAAGGCCAUUGUGAGAUACACAGUGAACUCUUGUCUCCUGUCUCAAAUAAACAAACAAAAACACUCAGUUAAGUGACACUUAUUUUUUUUUCAGAUGAGGUCUCACUAUGUUGCCCAAACUGACUUUGAACACCUCGAUGAACCUUCCUGCCCCAACCUUCCAAAUAGCUGGGCUUACAGGCAUGCUAUAUACAACAAGGCUUUUCUUUUCUUUUCUUCUUUCUUGGUGCUAGAGUUGGGAACCAAAACAAGGAACACGCUAGGCAAAUGCUGUGCUGAGCUACAUCCCCAGCCCAGAGGACACACUGUCUGGGCAUGGUGAUGGACAUGUGUAAUUCCAGUGCUUCUGGAUUGUCGAUGCUGAAACUGGAGGAUACUGACUUUAAGAAAAACAGAAAGGAAGAAGGGGGGUGCAUUGUAGCCCUGUGUGGUUGCUUCUGUCACCUCCAUCCCUUAAAAUAAAAACAACUGCUGGGUAUGGU
Messenger RNA from Grammomys surdaster, 1719 nucleotides. It is a transcript of the gene Flt3lg, whose product is annotated as fms related tyrosine kinase 3 ligand. The record is from RefSeq and is a predicted model, not a curated record. Gene Ontology annotation, cellular component: cell surface; membrane. Gene Ontology annotation, molecular function: receptor tyrosine kinase binding; cytokine activity. Lineage: Eukaryota; Metazoa; Chordata; Mammalia; Rodentia; Muridae. Bases 89 to 781 code for a protein of 230 amino acids. The transcript is spliced from 8 exons. Gene Ontology annotation, biological process: positive regulation of cell population proliferation.